AUGGGCCCUCCUCCAUUUCGCGCAGACCAGAUUGGCUCGCUUCUUCGGCCAGAUGCACUGGUUCAGGCGCGGAAGAACCUACAUUUAGGGCAAGGUCGACUGCGAGCUGGGCCACAGGGCGGAAACGAACAGCAUGCCGAGUCUGACGCUGCCAAUGAAGGAGAUGUGUCGUCGGGCGCCACUCUCGUCCAGUCGGUGAAGACGGAGCAGGACCGUGCGAUCAAGGAGGUUGUCCAGGAGCAACUGAACCGAAAGAUUCUGCCAGUUGUGACCGGCGAGUACGAGCGCACGAUUUUCUAUGACAAGUUCUUCGAAGCCCUUACCGGGUUUGAGCUGAGAUAUACGCCGCUGGAGGAGUUCAAGUUGGAUUUCCCUACGAAUCGGCCGCUGUUGAAAUGGGGCGUCCCGGGAAGGGAUGCUGGGUACCCGACCGGGUCAAAGGUCUCCCUGGACAAGAGUGCGUACCUUGACGACUGGCUUUUUCUGAGGAGCCUGCUGCCGGAGAGUCAGUGGAAGAAUGCGAAGAUGACGAUUCCUCCGCCAGGCUGGUGGCAUAUACAAUUGAAAACCCCAUACAGCAAGGAACUGUACGCGACAGAUGAAGCAUUACUGGCAGACUUGAGUGCUGCUGUCAGAAAGGAAAUCUUGACGCUUUACAAGCAUGGUUUGCGUGUCAUCCAGGUCGAUGAUCCGAAUCUGUCAUUUUUCUGCGACGAGGCCUGGAUAAAAACUUGCAAGUCUGAGGGUGUUGAUCUCGAAAGACUUCUGGAACUCUAUGUCAAAUCACACAACGACGCUCUCAUAGACUUACCGCCGGACCUCCACGUUGGUCUUCAUAUCUGUCGAGGUAAUUUUCCGAACGGGGUUGGUCUGGCUAGUGGAAGCUACGAACGCAUUGCGAGGAAGCUGUUUCUUGAAACAAGCUAUAAACUGUUUUAUCUUGAGUUCGACAGUCCUCGUGCGGGAGACUUUACGCCUCUGAAGCAUUUCCCGGCUGACAAAGCCGUUGUGCUCGGCGUGGUAACCAGCAAAUUCUCAGAUAUGGAAAAGCUGGACGACCUCAAAGCGAAAGUGUAUCAGGCGGCUGACGUUAUUGCUGAAGGGCAGGGUCGGACACGUGCAGAUACACUUCGUGACAACAUUGCAGUUUCUACUCAGUGUGGUUUCGCCAGUGAUCAUUCUGAAGGUGGCGUCGGAAUGACCAGGGACCGAAUGUGGGAGAAGCUGGAAUUGGUUAAGGCGUUGUCUGAGGCUAUUUGGCCUCGGUGGAAUGAGUAA
Exophiala aquamarina CBS 119918 is the source of this 1278-nucleotide messenger RNA. RefSeq lists its product as uncharacterized. Gene Ontology annotation, molecular function: 5-methyltetrahydropteroyltriglutamate-homocysteine S-methyltransferase activity; zinc ion binding. The transcript has a single exon. The record is from RefSeq and is a predicted model, not a curated record. NCBI's taxonomy places the organism in Eukaryota, Fungi, Ascomycota, Eurotiomycetes, Chaetothyriales, Herpotrichiellaceae. Bases 1 to 1278 code for a protein of 425 amino acids.